AUGGUCAGCUCCUGUUGUGGCUCUGUCUGCUCUGAGGAGGGCUGUGGCCAAGGCUGCUGCCAGUCCAGCUGCUGCAGACCCAGCUGCUGUGUGUCCAGCUGCUGCAGACCCUCCUGCUGCCGCCCCAGCUGCUGUGUGUCCAGCUGCUGCCGCCCCUGCUGCCGCCCCAGCUGCUGCAGACCCUCCUGCUGCCAGCCCAGCUGCUGCCGCCCCAGCUGCUGCAUCUCCAGCUGCUGCCAGCCCUCCUGUGGUGGUUCCAGCUGCUGCAGUCCUUGCUGCCAGCCCUGCUGCUGCCAGCCAUGCUGCUGCCCACCCUCCUGUGGUGGCUCUAGCUGCUGCAGCCCCUGCUGCCAGCCCUGCUGCAGCCCCUGCUGCAGCCCCUGCUGCCAGCCCUGCUGCAAGCCCUGCUGCCAGCCCUGCUGCAGCCCCUGCUGCCAGCCCUGCUGCAAGCCCUGCUGCAGCCCCUGCUGCCAGCCCUGCUGCCGCCCCUGCUGCCGCCCCUGCUGCUGCCUGCGUCCAGUCUGCGGUCAGGUCUGCUGCCAGACCACUUGCUACCGCCCCACCUGUGUCAUCUCCACCUGCCCCCGCCCCAUGUGCUGUGCCACCCCUUGCUGCUAA
Microtus ochrogaster (prairie vole) is the source of this 618-nucleotide messenger RNA. Its product is annotated as keratin-associated protein 4-11-like. The transcript has 3 exons. NCBI's taxonomy places the organism in Eukaryota, Metazoa, Chordata, Mammalia, Rodentia, Cricetidae. The record is from RefSeq and is a predicted model, not a curated record. The coding region runs from base 1 to 618 and encodes 205 amino acids.